Sipha flava (yellow sugarcane aphid) is the source of this 1647-nucleotide messenger RNA. RefSeq names its product arrestin domain-containing protein 3-like. Lineage: Eukaryota; Metazoa; Arthropoda; Insecta; Hemiptera; Aphididae. The transcript has 6 exons. Gene Ontology annotation, cellular component: cytoplasm. The coding region runs from base 213 to 1505 and encodes 430 amino acids. The record is from RefSeq and is a predicted model, not a curated record. Gene Ontology annotation, biological process: protein transport.
CACUCCUUAUUGAAUACUAGACUAGGUAACAUACAUUUCGUAAUAAAAUUACUAAUUUAGUAAUUUGAAUAGUUGUGGGUAGUUGAUUCCAAUUAUUCAUUAAUUUUCUCAUAAUUUAAAUUGUUUUCAAUUGAUGAACAAAUUGAAGUCUUCAGUUUGACUUAUUUUUUUCGCACAGUUUAAAAAUUAUCCAACUACGUACUUAUUUAACUAUGGGCGUGCAAAAUUUACAAAUAAUUUUUAACCAUCCUACAACAGUAUUUACGCCUGGUCAAUCGGUUACUGGACGCGUUUUGAUUGCCACUAGUAGUUCAGUGAAAAUAAGAAGUAUCAAAUUAAAAUUCAAAGGAGAAGCUAAGAAUUCAUGGACUGAACAGGAAUCUCGAAGAAAUGAUAAUGGUGAUACUGAAAAUUACUCGGUCAAAUAUGAUGCGGAAGAAGAGUAUUUUGAAAACAAAGUCACUUUAGUAGGCGGAGGAGGUGAAUCACAGUUAGAAGUAGGUGAACAUGUUUAUCCAUUUAACAUAUCUUUACCUCUUCAGUUACCAUCAACUUUUAAUGGUGAGCAUGGACAUGUAAGGUAUAUGGCAAAAGUUACAAUUGAUAUACCAUGGGGCAAAGAUAAGGAACAAGAAACCAUUUUUGAAGUUUUUUCAGCUUUAAAUUUGAAUGAUGAACCAUCUUUAGCAGAACCUAAAAAAGAAGAAAAAGAAAAGUUUUAUUGUUGUUGUUGCUGCAAGUCUGGGCCGAUGACAUUAGUCGUUUGUGUUCCAUAUACCGGUUUUAUACCUGGGCAAAUUAUACCUCUGACUAUUGAAUUGGAUAACAAUAGUAAUGUGGCGAUUGAAGCUGUUAAAAUCAAGUUGGAAAGAAAAGUAGAUUUCAAAGCAAGGCACCCUAAUGAAAAUACUAAAUCUAGUUCAUCUGAAUUAGCCUUAUUACGUUUACAAGGAAUAGAAGCACAUGCUUCGAAAACAUGGACAGAACAAAUGACUGUUCCUAAUAGUUUGAUGUUCUCCAAUCUGAAAUAUUGUGGAAUUAUAAAUGAUAACUAUAUUCUUAAAGUUGAAGCUAUUGCUGGGAGUAUGUAUGAAAAUACUAAAGUUGAGAUCAAAAUUGCAAUGGGUAAUAUUCCAUUAACUAUUGCCCAAGAUGCAACUCAAUUUGGUUAUCCAACCCAACCAAACCAAAAUAAUCCUUUGAACGAACAAUUCCCUACAAACUCUGUACAACCUGUAGGAUUUAUUGAUCCAGCACCUGUCCCAGGCUUUGCACAGCAAGUUCCAUAUGGCCAACCACCAUUUCCUUCUCCCCUUUAUCCACAACAAUCCAUGAAUCCUGCCCAAAACACUGGUUAUAUUCAACCAUUAUAUCCACAAGCUCAAUUAAAUAACCAAUCCCAUUUACCUUAUCCAGAAUUGAAUGAACAGCAACCUACAUUUAAUCCAUCUUAUCAGAAUUUAAAUCCAGUAGUCACUUCUGUUCCAACAGCUCCUUCUAUAUAAUUAAGAUUAUUCUGGAUUAAGAAUAGAAUAUUAAAAAUCUAGUAGUAUAUAUACCUAUAUAUAUAUAUUCUAAAAAGAUAAGAAACAGUAUAAAAAGUUUUCACUUUUUAUAUUUAAAUAUACCUAUACAUGUAUGUUUGUA